UUCAGCUUCAUCAACCUUUACAUGCAGCGGGGCAUAUUUUGAACCCCGAAUCUUUUAUACAAAUAACGAGAACAAGACUUUAGAUAAAGCAGUGUGGAAGGGGCAUCAUGCAUGUGUUGCGAGGUUGGUGCCAGAUGAAGCGAUGCAAGACAAAAUAGGGGAAGAACUUGGGUGUGUAUAUGCAAGCCGAUGGAAUACUUGGAUUAGCUUCGGCCAUUAGAGCCAGAACCAAAUUGGCACCAGUUGAAUGGUGGAUGCAAUUUGGUUAUGAAGUUCCAAACUUGCAACAAUUUGCUAUUAGAGUUCAAAGCUUAACUUGUAGCUCAUCCGGAUGCGAGAGAAAUUGGAGUGUUUAUGAACAUAUUCAUACUAAGAAGAGGAAUAGGCUUGAGCUAAAGAAACUCAAUGAUCUCGUGUUCGUUAAAUAUAAUAGAACAUUGGCUUGUCGUUACAAAGCUCGCAAUAUCAUUGAUCCAAUUUUAUUGGAUAACAUUGAUGAAGCAAAUGAAUGGUUAACCGGAGCCCCCCCAAAAUCAUGAAGAUGAAGAAGUAUAUGAAGGAGAAGGCCUUACUUUUGGUCAUGUUGCUAUGGCAAGUGGAGUUGAGGAGAAUGUUUAUGGUUUUAGGGGAAGUACUUUAAGGAGCAAAGAAAGAGUUUCUACAAGUUCAAGUAGAACCCUAAUUGAUGAAGCCUCCGAUGAAGAAGAAGAUGACCACCAAUAUAAUAACUCGAACAUGAUGACACUUCAAGAGUUUGGAGAUCUUGUUGAAGAAUAGGAUGUUGCCCCUUUUUUCGGGCAUCUUUGUUGUCCUAAAAAUGACAUUAAAUAACCCAGUGAGCCACUCCAAACCCGCCCUACCCACGCUCUUCCAAAAUUCCACGGGAUCUCGUCAGGGCCGUCGCUCUCCCCCUGCUCAUCUUACACAUAGCCCUCUCAACCUCCUCAGCGCUUAUACUCCUACAAUACCCAAAGUCCCGACGACACUCAGAGUGUUCUAAGUUGCCUAG
This is a messenger RNA of Nicotiana tabacum (common tobacco), 1009 nucleotides long. The record is from RefSeq and is a predicted model, not a curated record. Lineage: Eukaryota; Viridiplantae; Streptophyta; Magnoliopsida; Solanales; Solanaceae.